This is a messenger RNA of Xenopus laevis (African clawed frog), 1983 nucleotides long. RefSeq names its product bactericidal permeability-increasing protein (gene bpi5.L). The record is from RefSeq and is a predicted model, not a curated record. The transcript is spliced from 15 exons. The coding region runs from base 68 to 1558 and encodes 496 amino acids. Gene Ontology annotation, biological process: innate immune response; defense response to Gram-negative bacterium. Lineage: Eukaryota; Metazoa; Chordata; Amphibia; Anura; Pipidae. Gene Ontology annotation, cellular component: extracellular region. Gene Ontology annotation, molecular function: lipid binding.
AUAGAAUGAACUCUACACACACUAAAGAUAUUAUUAGUGUGUGCCAGGAGCUUUACAUGCCCCAGACAUGGACUUUGCCUACAGAUUAACUUUUUUGUUUUCUAUGACUGCCUUUGUGGGAGCAGUGGAUGCAGGGAACCCAGGGUUAGUGGUGAGAUUCACUCAGAAAGGACUGGACUAUGCCCUUCAGGGAGGUAUGAUUGCACUGCAACAGCAAUUAUAUAAGAUUCAUCUGCCAGAUUUCUCAGGCACCUAUGAAUUUGAGCCCCUGGGAAAAGUGGACUACAGAUUUUUUAGCAUGGCUAUAAGAACAGUCCAGCUGCCCAGUUUCCAAGUUAGUCCAAUUCCAAAUUCUGGUCUGAAGUUAUCUAUCUCUGGGGCUUUUAUCGAAUUUGAUGGACAAUGGAAUGUUCAUGCUCAACCUAUAAAUGAAGACGGCAGCUUUAAUGUGAAAGUCAUGGGGCUCAGCAUUUCCAUUGGACUUAUUUUGGGGAGUGAUGAAACCGGUAGGCCAACAAUUUCCCCAUCAGACUGCAGCGCCCAUAUUUCCAAUGUUAAGGUGCAAAUGUCUGGACCUUUAGGUUGGCUGGUUGAUCUUUUCCAUGAGAACAUUGAAUCAGAAAUGAGAAAUACUUUGGAGAAAAAGAUCUGCCCAGAGGUUACUCAAUCCAUUAGUUCUGAACUGUUACCCCUUCUGCAGACUUUACCAGUGAUUACAGAAAUUGACUUCAUAUCCGCUAUUGAUUACUCACUGACUGGAUCUCCGUCUGUGAUGGGAAAUUGGGUUGACGUAUUGUUAAAGGGGGAAUUCUUUGAUAUCUCACACCGUACAACUCCACCCUUCUCUCCGCCGGUGAUGUCUUUGCCUCCAGAACAGGAUCUCAUGGUUUACUUUGCUGUCUCUGAAUACUUGCUCAACACGGCUGGUUUUGUUUAUCAGAAUGCUGGGGUUCUUGUCUUCAAUUUGACUGAUGAUAUGAUCCCUAAGGAAUCCAUUGUGCGCCUAAACACUUCCUCAUUUGGAAUUCUAAUACCCUUGCUUUCCAAGAUGUACCCAAAUAUGCUCAUGAAGCUAAAGAUGUCAACUGCCUCAGCACCGGCUCUGAAUAUUAAACCCGGAAAUCUGACUCUUUUGCCAGUGGGAAACAUCCAGGCUUAUGCCAUUCUGCCCAACUCCUCCCUGGCUCCUCUUUUUCUCCUACAGCUGAAAACAAAUGUCCAGGCAAAGGUAGCAGUGAAUUCUGGGAGAAUAGUAGGCUUUCUUGAGCCUGCCAAGGUGGAAAUAACUCUUGCUCACUCUGAUGUUGGACCUUUUUCAGUUUUGGCAAUAAGUGAGGCUGUGAACUAUUUUGCUUCGAAAAUCCUUCUUCCUCGUGUUAAUGAGAUCUUGAACAAUGGAUUCCCACUACCCACAAUUGAUCACAUACAACUCACUGAUUUUGUGAUGCAAACAUAUGAGCACUACCUCCUGUUUGGGGCAAAUGCACACUAUAAGUACAAAAGAAUGACAAUGAAGGAGCUGAAUGGACAUGGGAAAACCGAUAAUGAAAUUCUUUAAACCAUUUAUAACUGGACCUCAAUGGCUCUCCUUAAAAUAUAAAUCCUAUUUAUAAUGAGCUGCUCUGUACCUCAAAAGAUUUGGAAUGGGGUAUAUAUAUAUAUAGAGUUUCCUCAGUGGCUGCUGGUUUGUUUGCCUACUCUUUGGGAUCAGGAAGUAGAAUGUGACUUUUAUUUUAAAUUUGUUCCCUGUUAAGAACAAGAAACAACAAAAACAAUUGAUAUCUCAUACUUAAAACAAUAGGCAAGCCCUAGUAAUCAAACCAAAAGGGAAUACUGUCCAUUUAAAACACUUACAUUUUUUGGUGUUAGCGUUCCUGUAAUGUACUGUGUGCACAUGGUAGUAGGUGGGUUGGAAUAGAUACAACAUUAUGGGGAAAUGUAAUACAGGUUGUAAAAAUAAAAUAAAUGCACGAUUAAGAACAA